Messenger RNA from Ostreococcus tauri, 681 nucleotides. RefSeq names its product unnamed product. Bases 1 to 681 code for a protein of 226 amino acids. The record is from RefSeq and is a predicted model, not a curated record. Lineage: Eukaryota; Viridiplantae; Chlorophyta; Mamiellophyceae; Mamiellales; Bathycoccaceae. The transcript has a single exon.
AUGUCCGCGCGCGCGCGCGUGAUAUCCGCGCCGACGCCCGCGCGUUCGCGCGCGCGCCCGUCGUCGACGCCGCGAGCGCAUCGGGCGACGCGAUGGACGCGUGACGGACGCGCGCGAUGUGCCGACGAUGACGCAUCGAUUGCGACGACGUCGACGACCGCCGACGCGCGCGCGGACGCCGACGCGGCGUACGCGGCGCUGAAAACAGACCUGCGAUCGACCGCGACGACGCACGCGGGCGCGCUCGCGGUGUACUGCGGCUUGGGGUACGGCGUCGGGGCGGGAUUGAGCGCGGCGCUCGGCGGAUGCGCGGCGCUCGCGUACCUGAAGAUGUUGGAAGACCACGUCGAUGGGAUCGACGCCUCGCGCGGUGGGAUCACGGAGGAGGAUUACGUGAGGAAUUUAGUGUACGAACCGGUGACGGAUGUGUGGGCCAUGCUCGGUGGGGCGCUGGGAAAGGUGCGCGGGGUGUACGCGCGGGCGCUGUGGCAAAAGCGGUUGUUAGUCCCGACGUCGUUGGUGAUCGGGACGAGCGCGUGGAAUCACUUGGCGUUGCCGUUUGAUUUUUCGUACGGCGCGACGUUUUGUGGGUUUUUGUGUUACAAGACGGCGGUGUUGGCGAAGACGUAUGAUAUUUUACGUCCGCUCGUCUUCGGGGGAGAGGACGCGGACGACGCGUGA